GACCUGCGGAACUCCCGCGCUUUCCGGCUGCCCAGCCUCUCAGCCUUGUGCCCUCGCCAUGGAGGGGGUCGCGGUGGUGACGACGGGCAGCCCCGACCCGGCCGAGGCCGAGGGGGCCGCUGCCAGGCCGUCCCCAUCUCCUGACUCUCCGCCUACUCUCACCCCGGUGCCCUUGCCCGAGGCGGGGGCUUCCGGGUGCUCGGGCUCCCGACCCCCAGAGCUGGAGUUCGAACGCAGCCUUGGCCGCUUGAAAAGCCGCUUCGAAGACUACGACGAGGACCUGGAGGAGGAGGAGGAAAUGGAGGAAGACGAGGAGGAGGAAGAGGAGGAGGAGGAAGAAAUGAGCCACUUCUCGCUCAGGCUGGAGGCGGGGCGGCCCGAGUCCGAGGACGAAGAGGAGCGCCUGAUUAAUCUUGCUGAGCUGACCCCAUACAUCUUGUGUUCCAUUUGCAAAGGUUACUUAAUAGAGGCGACUACCAUUACAGAAUGUCUUCAUACCUUUUGUAAAAGCUGCAUCGUAAGACAUUUCUACUAUAGCAACCGAUGUCCAAAGUGCAAUAUUGUAGUACAUCAGACACAACCUCUUUAUAACAUAAGGUUGGACCGACAGUUACAAGACAUAGUGUACAAAUUAGUGGUCAACCUAGAGGAAAGAGAGAAAAAGCAAAUGCAUGAUUUCUAUAAAGAAAGAGGUCUAGAAGUGCCUAAACCUGCUGUUCCACAGCCCGUCCCUUCAAACAAAGGAAGAGCUAAGAAAGUUCUAGAGUCAGUGUUUCGUAUUCCACCUGAACUUGAUAUGUCUUUAUUACUAGAGUUCAUUGGUGCUAAUGAAGAUACAGGACAUUUUAAGCCAUUGGAAAAGAAGUUUGUUCGAGUUUCAGGAGAAGCAACUAUUGGACAUGUAGAAAAAUUCCUCAGAAGGAAAAUGGGUCUUGAUCCAGCUUGUCAGGUAGAUAUCAUCUGUGGGGACCACUUGCUAGAGCCGUACCAGACUCUCCGGGAAAUCCGACGUGCAAUAGGUGACUCAGCAAUGCAGGAUGGUCUGCUUGUCCUUCAUUAUGGUCUUGUUGUUUCUCCUCUGAAAAUAACUUGAAUAUGCUAGGGGUAUUAUGAGGAAGAGGAAGAGGUUUUUUGCACAACUGCAUCUCACCAAAGAUUCCCACCAAACAGUCACCACCACUCUGCUGUGUAAGACAAAUGUCUGUUUUCAGCACCCGGAACAAUAGCAUUUAUAGGCAAUGGGAAUGUAUCUGUUUCUCCAGAGACUAUAUAUUAAAAAGCACUCAGCUCAGGGCAAAAAGUUGACAACACUGAAAUUUUAAAUUCCUUGUAAUUGCAAAUAUUUUGAGGUUGUUUUCUGCUUCCUUCCCAUCUUUGAGGUAAACUGGUGACUGUCUACUCCUUUGUUAAGCAAUAAAUCUUCCAAGUUGGUGUUUGGGUUUCUGCUGUCCUGAAAGGCAUCAGUUGGGCAACAUCUUUUUGGAAUAAUGAAGAUGUAUUUGAAUCAGAUUCAGUUUAACAAAAGUCAGUCUUUGUUAACCUGCAGUGUACUUUCAAAGACCCUGUUGACCCUUUUUUGUAUGUUGUAUCAUAGUUUAAGCUUGUAUCUUUUAUGUCAGUAACACUACUAAGGAAAUGUUACUCAGUUCUAAAAUGGAUGAAUUACUCUUACUUUGUAUGGAGAGACUGUCACUUAUAGGGGUUUUGGCCUGUGCCAUAAGCCUCUGAUGUAAUAAUACAUCUUCACAUGUCUCAGAAGAGGUGCUUCUUUCUGAUGAUUUUUAAAUUUUAUUUGCCUAUACAGUUGGUUGUUACCAGUGCUUCAGGCAUAGUGGUAUCAUUCAAGAUUCCUAUAGUAUGGUUGUUGAUACCUCCUAAUAGCACUGCUUCUGAAAGUAACAAAACACUUCAGGUGAAUUUCAGAAGUUUACAGAAUACUUACUCUUUUCUUCAGUAAGACAGCUUUACCUAUUUAAUGUUUAAAGUUCACUUACUCAUUUUAUCACUAAACGCUCACUUUCAUGCAAAGACUUCCAUUUUAAACAUUAUUUUGACUAAAAUUGUUAUCCUAAUGCUUUCUAAAAGACAUAUUUUUACAUUCUAUUUCACAGAAUUUCCAAAUGUGUAUAGAACUUUAAAAAUUGGACACAGAUUGGCAGUUGUUUUGUAAAGAAUGUGUGAGUUGUGUAUCAAUCUCUUUCUUCUAACAUUUAAUAAAAAUUUAUUUUAGCCUA
Molecule: messenger RNA, 2234 nt
Organism: Perognathus longimembris pacificus (Pacific pocket mouse)
Lineage: Eukaryota; Metazoa; Chordata; Mammalia; Rodentia; Heteromyidae
Gene: Pcgf6
Product: polycomb group ring finger 6
Exons: 10
Coding region: 59-1093 (344 amino acids)
Biological process (GO): regulation of transcription by RNA polymerase II
Cellular component (GO): PRC1 complex
Source: RefSeq, a predicted model, not a curated record